Molecule: messenger RNA, 224 nt
Organism: Debaryomyces tyrocola
Lineage: Eukaryota; Fungi; Ascomycota; Pichiomycetes; Serinales; Debaryomycetaceae
Source: the annotation of a GenBank genome assembly
AUGAAUGGACAGCCAAUUGGUAUGUAUGAGCGUGAUAUUCUGAUUAAUUCCCAUUAAAAAAUGUGAUUCACUAACAAUAUGAAAAAUAGUUCUUGACCAAGGUACAGGUUUCGUUAAGAUCGGUAGGGCAGGAACUAACUUCCCAGACCACACGUUUCCAUCUAUAGUUGGUAGGCCUAUAUUGAGAGCCGAAGAAAGAAAUAUGUUGGUUCCUGACAAUAUAG